Molecule: messenger RNA, 295 nt
Organism: Suillus fuscotomentosus
Lineage: Eukaryota; Fungi; Basidiomycota; Agaricomycetes; Boletales; Suillaceae
Exons: 3
Coding region: 4-207 (67 amino acids)
Source: RefSeq, a predicted model, not a curated record
UCCAUGCGACAGUACAGGAAGUCAUUCCAUGAUCAUGAUCCUAGCGUCCAUCUGGAUGCGGACUUCCAGCCAGACACACAAGAGUCACCUGAAUGGGCCAAAGAGCUUAUGAACGGAAUGAUAAAAGUGCAACAGCGUCUUGAAACCCUCAUCCCUCAGUCAUUGAAUGCGCCCCAUGCCACCUCGCAGCCAACAGUCAAAACAUAGAUCAGUACGGCCAAACCUCCUCGCGCACUCAAACUGUGAAUAUCAACACGCAACCCACUGGCACAAUUCCAGAAUCGGUGUACCAAAA